AUGAAUGUCCACAACUCCAAGGGGACAAUACCUUGGCGGCCACCAAUGUUUACUUCAACUGUUCUAAUCAAAGCCCUUAUCAACAAGGGGGUAAUCAUAAUCAAGGGUGGCAAAACCAAGGGUAGCAUAAAUGCUAUCUCUUUGCGGUCCGGCACCAUACUACAAGAGAGGAGCUCCAAGGAAUCAAAGGCGAAGGAGGCUACUAUUGAUGAAGACAUUGUUGAGGUGGAGAAUGUAGAAGAUGUGGAGGAGGUACAAGAAGUUGUUGAAGAGAAAGUUGCUCAAGUUAGGAAAAGUGGGCCCAAGGAAGAAGAUGUCUUGAAAGAAGCCAUGCCAAUCCCAUUUCCCACUUUGGCAAAGAGGACUAAAAAGCAAGUGGAGCUAGAUCCCAAGAUGAUUAAUGAAUUAGAAACUAUUCAUUUGGGUAGCUCAAUUUCUGCUUUGAUGGAUGCUAUACCGGAGAAAUGUGGUGAUCUCGGUCUUUGCUUAGUUUCUUGCACUAUAGAUGAUGUUGAAUUUGUGGAUUGUAUGUGUGAUCUUGGUGCUUGUGUGAGCAUUAUGCAUUUUCCUGUUUAUAAUGAAUUGGACCUUCCACCAUUGAAAAGGUCGGCAGCUCGUUUUGUUUUAGCCGACAAGAGUAUUAUUUCUGUGGCAGGUAUUGCUGAGGAUGUCUUAGUGAGCAGCAAGGGAUUGACCUUCCCAAUUGAUUUUUACAUCUUGGAGAUUCCUCCUAAUGAUUCCGGGAAGCCGUCAUCCAUUCUAUUAGGGAGGCCUUUCUUGAAGACUUCUAGGUUCAAGCUUGAUGCAUUUUUGGGCACUUACUCUUUUGAGAUUGAUGGUAGAACCGUGAGCUUCAAUUUGGAUGAGACUAUAAAGCAUCCGCCGGUGGACUGCUCUAUCUUCUGGUGUGAUUUGAUUGAUGAUGUUAUAGUUGAGAUCCACCAUGAGACUCCUCAUGAGAUGAGUAUGAGUAAAGGUCUAAGUGUGGAGAAAAAUAGUGACUAUGAUGUGGACUUCCCACCACCUCCACUAUUACAAGAAGACUCUAAUGAGGAGUUACAACCUUUCUUUCUCCAAUCAAAGUGUGCCUCCUUGGAGGAGGAUGAGGUAAUUGAGCCGGAAGAAGUGAACACUAAUGUAGACUUCACCCAACCUCCUAAAUUUGAUGUGUUUGAUAAUGAAGAAGGCUUAGAGGAAGUUGAUGAAGGGUGGCUACAAAAUGUUGAAGUGGACUUUAUCUAA
This is a messenger RNA of Arachis ipaensis, 1242 nucleotides long. Lineage: Eukaryota; Viridiplantae; Streptophyta; Magnoliopsida; Fabales; Fabaceae. The record is from RefSeq and is a predicted model, not a curated record.